Fraxinus pennsylvanica is the source of this 1950-nucleotide messenger RNA. Lineage: Eukaryota; Viridiplantae; Streptophyta; Magnoliopsida; Lamiales; Oleaceae. The record is from the annotation of a GenBank genome assembly.
AUGGCAGGUGUCGAGGUUUCUAAGUACGCACAUAGCCCUGUCCAUAAAGCCAUAAUUUUGAAAGAUUAUGUGGCUCUCAGGAGGAUAAUUGCAAGCCUCCCACGGCUCUGUGACCCAGCUGAGAUUCACACUGAAUCAGUUUCACUUGCUGAGGAAGCUAAGGCUGAUGCCAUUUCAGCUGUCAUUGAUCGAAGAGAUGUUCCUAAUCGGGACACCCCUCUUCACUUGGCUGUCAAAUUUGGUGAUGACACUGCUACCGAGAUGCUUAUGCUUGCUGGGGCAGAUUGGAGCUUGCAGAAUGAACAUGGGUGGAGUGCACUCCAGGAGGCAAUUUGCAAUAGGGAAGAAAGGGUUGCAAAGAUUAUAGUUCGGCAUUACCAGCCAUUGGCUUGGGCAAAAUGGUGCAGAAGGUUACCUCGGUUAAUUGGGACAAUGAGAAGGAUGAGGGAUUUUUACAUGGAGAUCAGUUUUCAUUUUGAGAGCUCAGUGAUCCCUUUCAUUUCGAGAAUUGCUCCUUCUGACACGUACAGAAUAUGGAAGAGGGAUGCAAAUUUGAGGGCAGAUAUGACUUUAGCUGGUUUUGAUGGUUUCAAAAUUCAGCGUUCGGAUCAGAGUAUUCUUUUCCUUGGUGAUGGUUCUGAGGAUGGAAAAGUUCCUCCAGGGUCACUUUGCAUGGUGUCGCACAAAGAUAAGGAGGUCGUGAAUGCUUUGGAUGGUGCUGGAGCUCCAGCAACUGAGGCAGAAGUGCAGCAGGAAGUGACUGCCAUGUCACAAACCAAUAUAUUCAGGCCUGGGAUUGAUGUCACUCAAGCGGUUCUUUUGUCUCAAACGACAUGGCGACGACAGGAGAAGACGGAAAUGGUGGGUCCUUGGAAAGCUAAAGUAUAUGAUAUGCAUAAUGUGGUUGCGAGUAUUAAGUCGAGGAGGGUCCCUGGAGCCAUGAUGGAUGAUGAACUCUUUAACUCUUCCAAUGAAAAUGAAGUAGAAAGUGAGGAACUUGAUGAUAUAUUGACAGAGGAAGAGAAACAGCAGCUUGAGAAUGCACUUAAGUUAGACUCAUCAGAUUUAAGCAAUGAAAAUGGAAAUGGAAUUAUUCCACACCGCCAUAGUUGUUAUGAGAAAAGGGACGUUCCCAUUGAAAAUAUAAAUGGUUGUAGAAAUGGAGAAAAUAGGCAGGAAAAAAAGGGAUGGUUCAACAACUGGAGAAAACGGGAAAAUAAACAAGAAGGGGAUAUAGAGAUUGUUCCACCAAGGAGUUCUCUAUACUCUGAAAAGAAGGUUAGUGAUUUUCUAGAGGAUUCUCCUUCUAGAAGUCAAAAUAAACCUGGAAGGCACUCUGUGGAGGUCUUUGUGAAGCGGGAUGAGCAUCGGAAAGUAAAGGACUCCAAAGCUUCUUCAUCAACAAACUCUGACAAUGGAAAUCGACGCAAGGAUGGAAGCCGUGAGAAUGAGUACAAGAAAGGGCUGAGGCCUGUUCUCUGGCUUUCUCCAGAAUUCCCACUACAAACUGAAGAGCUUCUACCACUGCUCGACAUUUUGGCAAACAAAGUUAAAGCUGUCCGGCGAUUAAGGGAGUUACUCACUUCAAAACUUCCAAAGGGGACCUUCCCUGUCAAGGUCGCUAUUCCAGUGGUCCCUACAAUCAAAGUGUUGGUUACGUUUACAAAGUUCGAAGAAUUACAGCCAUUGGAUGAGUUCUCUACCCCCCCUUCAAGUCCCACUGCUGCAGGCAGAGAGAGCCCUUCAGUGAUGAAUCCCUCCAGUUCGUCUUGGUUCCGAUGGAUAAAGUCUCCUCACCCGAGUUUUCAUACAGGUGGUUCGACCAGUAGGAUUGAAACCGUUCAAGAUCCAUUUGCAAUUCCACCUGACUAUACAUGGAUUACAGCUGAAGCAAAGAAAAAGAAAAUGCAGGAAAAAAGCAAACUUAAAAAAGGAAAGAGUCAGAAGUAG